CUGGCGACGACUGGAUGAGGGAAAAAAGUUGAAGACUAGCACACAUCAGGAUCCAAGAAACAUGAAGAUUGAGGCUCUCCUGUGUUUUUGUUUCAUACAUGUCAGCAGCUCCUCUCACAGUUUCACAAAUGAAUCUGCGGAUGAUGUGUAUGAAUCCCUCUGGCAAAACAAUAAAGACAUCGCCAAUAAGACACUCAGGGUGGACUUCCUGAGACAAAUGGAGAAUGGCAGUCUGCAAGCAGAGCGAUACAUCAACUUCACCAUACAGGACAUCAACUACGUGCUGAAAGUGACUGAUAUGUUGAAGAUAAUGAGCAAAAGAGUUACCAAGCCUAAGGACCUCAAAGAUUUCAUGGCAGCCAGAUACUCAGGGUACAAAGAUUUUGCCAAUUUAAUGGUCAAUCAAUAUCUUUUUAAGGGUCCACCUGCCAUCCAGCAAACUCAAGCUAUGAGAAAGUAUCUGUUAUAUUACGGAUCAUUGAUGUUAGGAGAUCCGUUGUAUUUUGCUGUGGGUCUUCUUCCCUGUUCUAGACUCUGGGUGUGGCUGGCCAAUAAUCUAAACAUACCUCCAACCAAUGCAUACUACACCUGGAAAACAGACAACAUUAACGGCAACCCUGAGAAGCACUACAAAGCUUUGCUUAACAAGUAUCUCAACACAACUGACAAAGUGGCGAAGGCGAAUACUGUGUUCCGUAAUCAGAUGCAGAAUGAGCAUGAUUUCUUUUUCACUUCUUGAGUGGUUGACUGUGUUCAUACCAUAAGCAGUGAAAUAGGGCCGGUUUCAGAUGUCAGUGCAAGUUGUUUUCAGUUUGGACAGCUCUUACAUUAUAUUUAGUCUAUUUAGUCCAGGAGACUGAACCAAAAUUUUGUGAUAAACAUGAUUUUUUCGUGGAUGA
Messenger RNA from Triplophysa dalaica, 899 nucleotides. RefSeq lists its product as uncharacterized. The transcript has 3 exons. Gene Ontology annotation, cellular component: cytosol. NCBI's taxonomy places the organism in Eukaryota, Metazoa, Chordata, Actinopteri, Cypriniformes, Nemacheilidae. Bases 62 to 739 code for a protein of 225 amino acids. The record is from RefSeq and is a predicted model, not a curated record.